CUGGCAUUUACUCAUAUUUUGUAGUAGACCCUUUAAAUUGAUUUGGACUCUCUCAUUCCUUAUUACUUACCGGAAAAGAUUUUUUUUUCCCUCUUAGUCGGAUAACAGAGAGUUAAACAACAUAUUUUCUUCUUAGCUCAAAAACCAAUCACUUCUUAAAGAUGACAAUCCAACUCUUACUUUUUUGACCUGUUAAUUGAUUCGUUGAGGGUAAGUGUUAAACAGUAAACUUCUGUGAUGUCUGCUUUCAGGAAUGCUUUAACUUAAGUUAAAACUGCAAUUUAUGCCAAGUUAUAGGCCACAGAUUUAUACAUUGGAGACUUCUUGAGUAUUGAACUUUGUACAGCUGUUGUCAUUAAUUUAGGUUAUGUGAUAUAAUUAUUAAUAUUGCCGUAGAAAUAAAAAUGAUAAAUCAAAGGUUUUCGAAAGAUAACGAAAUAUAAAAUAUAAUUGAUUUUAUUGGAGUUUCAUUUUGUUUGAGAUAUCUGAAAAGGAUGGAGUCGUUUAUUAGGCUUUAUUCUGAAAUGAACAUUUAUGAUUAAGCAUGGACUCUGAAGGCAGUAGUAACCAGUCUGAUAAAGCAUCCAACCGAAGUCAUAAGUCUUCUAAGUGCUGGUUUUCACGUUGUUUUUCUCAAGCUUCUUUCAGCGAUUCCGAUCUUGAUUCUGACAGUGAGUACGUCAUCGUAAAUCAUUCUGUUUUUAAAGUACCUAGAAAUUUACAAGAAGCGUCGGAUGAGCCAAAUUCAAGAUCAUUAAUGGGAACAGAUGAAGCUAGAACAGUAAUCGUCCAGAGGGGUAAUGAAAAGAAGGUUAGCUCUGCAUACAGUAGGAAAUAUGGCAGAAAAGGUUCAUCAAAAGGUGGUAUCUCAGACAGAAAAACGUCAACUGUGGAAUCUAGAAGACAUGAAUCAAAUCCACAGAGAGCUAGUCUUGAUGAAAAAAUUUAUCAGUAUAUUAAGAUGAAAACCUACGAAAAAAUGAAUCCUUAUGAAAUGAGUCCAAAUGAUUUUCUUAAUAACAUCUCUUCAGUUUUUGUAGAUAACAUUAAAGAUCCUAUACCUAAAGAUCCUUUGAAUCGUCCAAGAAUUUUUAAUAGAUACGGUAGAAGAAGAAGAAAAACGGAUACUCAAAUUAUUUACGAAAAGGCCAAGGAAAGGGAAAGAGAACAAAUGGCUGCUGAUCGUCAUAGGUACGGCCAUAAAUCUUCUGAUGUUCAUACCUUGAGAAGAGCUUCCAUUAAUCCAACUACCAUAAGUGAUAUAAAUAAAAAUUAUACUGAUGAAUCUUUAAAUUACAAAGCGGCUAUUGAAAAUGAAGAAAAGGAUAAAGAAUAUGAUGAAAAAGUUCUUAUUUGGAAAAUUGUAGUAGCCAAUGAUGAAGAUGAAGUCAAAGAGUGAUGGGGGAAAAAAAAUCGAAAAAUUGAUUAUUUCUGAGCUCUUUUAAUUAUUUUUUGGUUUACUUAAUCUUUUAUUUUUUUCAGAAAGACAAAUGAAUUAUGCUUUUAAAAUACUCACAUCAUGGAAACUGAUGGACUAUAAACAAAUAACUAAACCAAACCAAAAAUAUACUAAAUAAGUGAAGGGACGUAAUGAUAAUCAUACUAUUUCGUUGGUUGUGACGAAGCAAAAAGGAAAGUUAUGUGCAAGCAUUGUCAGCUUGUAUGUAUAGAUUUUUUGACCGAUUUUCAAUUUCAAUGGCUAAAAUUAUUUGGUGAGAUCUUAAAUUUAUUGAAAUAAUUUAGACUUAAAACACGGGCUAAUUAUUAUAUGAAAUGUGUUAAGUCGAUUUGCUAAAAGGUGUGUAACGAUUUUGUUUAGAGAAAGGGUGGAC
Messenger RNA from Nezara viridula (southern green stink bug), 1832 nucleotides. NCBI's taxonomy places the organism in Eukaryota, Metazoa, Arthropoda, Insecta, Hemiptera, Pentatomidae. The record is from the annotation of a GenBank genome assembly.